UCUGAUUAAGGUUUGAGAGAUAACCGAUGUUGGCAAAAGGGCAAAUCAUACGGACAUUAAGUAGAACCAUGGCGUUUGUCGCCAUAUGUGCGUUUGCGUUCAUAUUAACGGGAGCUUUUGGGAGACCAACCGACCCCCCGAUCAAACCCGAUACAAAAGUCGUAGAGAAGGAAACAGUGCAGGUAGACAUCAGUGAGUUUGGCAAAGGAGAAUGGGCUCUCCCAAUGUCAGGUGCCAACCCGGAGGAAAUGUCAGGACGAUUCGAAGGAGACAUAGACAUGCAAGAGAAAGAGGUCAUGAAAAUGUUUAAGCUGCGAAAUGCAAUGAGUUCCCAGAGAACAAAAUGGCCAAAUGGUGUCGUGGCCUAUGUCAUUAGCACGAGUUACCCGGCCAGUGUGGCCACCACUAUACAGCAAGCCAUGCAGGAAAUUACCACCAAGACUGGCGGCUGUAUUCGCUUUGAGCCAAAGACUACCCACACCGACUAUGUGCAUAUUCAACCUAAAUCUGGUUGCUACUCUACAGUGGGUCGAGCCGGAGGGGAGCAGUUGGUCUCGAUAGGGCGUGGAUGUGAGAGGAAGGGGACCAUCAUGCACGAGCUCCUGCAUGCCUUAGGCUUCUUCCACGAGCAGAGUCGCUCAGACCGUGACCAGUACGUCACCAUAGAUUACAGCAACAUUCAGAGCGGCAAGGACGGCAACUUCCAGAAGUACGACUCCUCCCAGACGGUGAACUACGCCCGUUAUGACUAUGGGUCUGUGAUGCAUUACUCGGCCUACUCGUUCGCCCAGGACCGCAGCAAGCCGACCAUUAUCCCGCGGGACCAGUCCAUGCUGUCGGUGAUGGGUCAGAGAGUGAGGCUGUCUGAGAUCGACGUCUUGGAGGUGCUCUCCCGCUACGGCUGCCAGAACAGUCAACAGGGACAGACUUUAAGACCGACGCAGCCUCCCACACAGCCGCCCACCUUACCCCCCAAUGUGGUGCCUACCCCCAUGCCAGUCGUCCCAGUUAUCACCAACCCUCCGCCUGUCACUAACAAUAUACUGUUCUACUGUACUUUCGACGAGGGGACUCUGUGCGGUUGGGAAGUGGACACGUCGGUGCCCCACCAGUGGUACCUGCGUUCUGGUUCUACCCCCAGCUAUAACACGGGACCGUCCUCAGACUUAAGUGCCUCUGGCCAAGCGGCCAGUGUGGCCACCACUAUACAGCAAGCCAUGCAGGAAAUUACCACCAAGACUGGCGGCUGUAUUCGCUUUGAGCCAAAGACUACCCACACUGACUAUGUGCACAUUCAACCUAAAUCUGGUUGCUACUCUACAGUGGGUCGAGCCGGAGGGGAGCAGUUGGUCUCGAUAGGGCGUGGCUGCGAGAGGAAGGGGACCAUCAUGCACGAGCUCCUGCACGCCUUAGGCUUCUUCCACGAGCAGAGCCGCUCAGACCGUGACCAGUACGUCACCAUAGAUUACAGCAACAUUCAGAGCGGCAAGGACGGCAACUUCCAGAAGUACGACUCCUCCCAGACGGUGAACUACGCCCGUUAUGACUAUGGGUCUGUGAUGCAUUACUCGGCCUACUCGUUCGCCCAGGACCGCAGCAAGCCGACCAUUAUUCCGCGGGACCAGUCCAUGCUGUCGGUGAUGGGACAGAGAGUGAGGCUGUCUGAGAUCGACGUCCUGGAGGUGCUCUCCCGCUACGGCUGCCAGAACAGUCAACAGGGACAGACGUUGAGACCGACGCAGCCCCCCACGCAGCCGCCCACCUUACCCCCCAAUGUGGUGCCUACCCCCAUGCCUAUCGUCCCAGUUAUCACCAACCCUCCGCCUGUCACUAACAAUAUACUAUUCUACUGUACGUUCGACGAGGGGACUCUGUGCGGUUGGGAAGUGGACACGUCGGUGCCCCACCAGUGGUACCUGCGUUCUGGUUCUACCCCCAGCUACAACACGGGACCGUCCUCAGACUUAAGUGCCUCUGGCCAAGGAUACUACAUGUACUUGGAAGCCUCUGGAUAUUACAACCUGAAAGCCCGAAUCAUCUCUCCGUACAUAACGGCCACUAACGGAGAAUACUGUGUCGACUUCUACUACCAUAUGUACGGUGACUACAUGGGCACCAUGAAUAUCGGGGUGAGGUAUGACUACAACACGUACCCCGUCUGGCAGAAAUGGGGAGAUCAGGGCAAUAUGUGGCGCCGUAUGCGGCUCACGGCAAGAGUCAGCGGCUAUGGUACUUACAAUCUGUACAUUGAGGGUGAAGUUGGGCGAAGUCAUACCAGCGACAUGGCUAUUGACAACUUGGUGGUCUACCAGGGGGCGUGCUAAAGGAACGCCAGCACGUGGGAGACUACAUAAUUAAUGUGUGCCACUGAUGUGUGAAAUUUUACCAUGAUAUUGUGAUUCAGAAUAUAUGUUGACAAAAAUGAACUCGGCAUUAUAUAGAUUUAAAUCAUCUGAUUAUACCACGCUCCACGAUCCCAUCGAAUAAGAUGACAAACAGUAAUUAUAGUUUGUAUCGGAGAGAACUUCGCAACAAAAUCUAGAAAACGGUCAUUAUUUGGAUUAUAUUCUAUCGUAAUUUUAAAUGUUUCCGGUAUUGAUACGCAAAUACAAUGUUAAGUCCGAGAAAAUGUAUGAAUUGUUAUCCAUUACUGAUAUGAUUUGUUUA
Messenger RNA from Lingula anatina, 2667 nucleotides. Its product is annotated as zinc metalloproteinase nas-13-like. NCBI's taxonomy places the organism in Eukaryota, Metazoa, Brachiopoda, Lingulata, Lingulida, Lingulidae. Gene Ontology annotation, biological process: proteolysis. Gene Ontology annotation, molecular function: zinc ion binding; metalloendopeptidase activity. The record is from RefSeq and is a predicted model, not a curated record. Gene Ontology annotation, cellular component: membrane.